GGUCCCGCCGGCUCAUUUUCCCGCUCCACCGGCAGCUACUGCAGAAGCCAUCUGCGUUGCACUCGCUGUCGCUUUUCUCCUAAGCUGCGCGCAGCUCGGUACCCGCGCGUCAUCAUGCCCAACAUCGUGCUCUUCAGCGGCAGCUCGCACCAGGACCUGUCCCAGCGCGUGGCCGAUCGCCUGGGCCUGGAGCUGGGCAAGGUGGUCACCAAGAAAUUCAGCAACCAGGAGACCAGUGUUGAGAUUGGUGAAAGUGUGAGAGGAGAAGAUGUUUAUAUCAUCCAGAGUGGCUGUGGAGAAAUUAAUGACAACCUCAUGGAGCUGCUCAUCAUGAUCAACGCAUGCAAGAUUGCGUCUUCAUCCAGGGUGACUGCUGUGAUCCCCUGUUUCCCAUAUGCCCGCCAAGACAAAAAGGACAAGGUAGGCGAGAGCCGUGCUCCAAUUUCUGCAAAACUUGUGGCCAACAUGCUCUCCGUUGCUGGGGCUGACCACAUCAUCACCAUGGACCUGCAUGCCUCUCAGAUUCAGGGAUUCUUUGAUAUUCCUGUGGAUAAUUUAUAUGCGGAGCCUGCAGUCCUGCAGUGGAUUCGGGAGAACAUCACUGAGUGGAGAAACUGUAUCAUCGUUUCCCCAGAUGCGGGGGGAGCCAAAAGGGUCACAUCAAUUGCAGACAGGUUGAAUGUGGAAUUUGCUUUGAUUCACAAGGAGAGAAAGAAAGCAAAUGAAGUGGACCGUAUGGUUCUGGUGGGUGAUGUGAAAGACCGCGUGGCCAUCCUGGUGGAUGACAUGGCAGACACGUGUGGAACCAUCUGCCAUGCUGCAGAUAAGCUACUCUCAGCUGGAGCCACCAAAGUUUAUGCUAUCCUUACCCAUGGAAUCUUCUCUGGGCCAGCUAUCUCCAGAAUAAAUAAUGCUGCCUUUGAGGCUGUUGUAGUCACCAACACCAUUCCACAAGAGGAUAAAAUGAAGCACUGCUCCAAGAUUCAGGUGAUUGACAUUUCAAUGAUCCUGGCUGAAGCCAUCCGCAGAACGCACAAUGGGGAAUCUGUGUCCUAUCUCUUCAGCCAUGUCCCACUGUAGUCUGAAACAGGAUGCAGAAUGUGGAGCAAGCCUCCUCCAACUUCUCACUGUUUUUGUCUAUCUGCUGUUUUAGCGUUAGGACUCAGCAAUACUAGGACGAUCACUGGUAAAAGCAUCUGAUCUCUGUAUACUCUGAGAUUCCGUGUCUUCCCUUCUAAAGGUCGAGACUACUUCUUUCCAGUUUGGGGGUAGGGGAAGGUGGUAGUUAUUUGAUCUGUAAGUGAACUGUCAUAAAUGAGAAAUGUUCUUCUCAUCUUGACUUGUUCUGAUAGAUGAUCUUUUCCCUCAUCUGUUUUAGUACUUUGAGGCAACAACUUUUAAACCUAAAAUCCCAUUGUGGAAAGUAAUCGUUUAUAUAUUUUAAGGUUGCCAAAGGUGACUUCAGUUGAAAGCCUUUUGUGUAAAUAUAUAAUGAUAAUGCCUGUGGACAUUUGGGUAAAACCCUAUAUAGACCUUUACUUCAGAGUGAAGCUCAGAAAAUUUAUACUACCAUGAAGUUUGAAUUUAUCUAUUUUCUAAUUUUAAAAUGAUAACUGGAUUUAUUUAGCUAUUAUGCUUAAUUUGGACUGAAUCUUAUUGAACCUAAGGUAGUCACUGACACAUUUACUUUUGGUAGACAUUAGACAUAUCAAAAGCAAUGUAAUUUUGUAUUUUUUUAUUAUUAUUACCACUCUGAAGGUAUGACGUGUCAACUUACCUGAAACUCCAACAUGAUGUUCAGCAAUCACUAUAUUUCAAAAUGUAAUCAGUGCGUUCCCCGUCACAUUGAUGCUCAUCUCUAUCCAUUCCAGGAGAAUAAUUCUUUUGGGACACAUCUCAAGUCCUAUCAUUUUGUUCUUUGACUUCAUCUUUUUAGUGAUAGCCUUUCCUUGCAUUUUUUUUUCUCAAUAACUUCAUGUCGUAGAUAGCCACCAAAAGAAAGACUCCCUGAAAUCCCCUCAAACUUAAUUAAGUUCAUCAUUAUUUUGUUUUAGACAUAAACAAAAAGGAGAGGUUUUAAGAGUGCCACCAAAUAUAUUUGUUCAAGCCCUAUUUCAUGAGCUUUGAUGAAAUGUUCUUUGGUUCUUUUUAAUCAGAGGUAAUAAGUCUCUAGCAACUGAUUACCUUCACUAAAGUUAUGUAAAAAUGUAGACAGGAGAAGCCUAUGAAAAGAGGAUGAAAAAGUAAACAAUUGUGCUGUUAAGAUAACAUUCAAAAAUGACUCAAAAAUGAUUGUGAAGGAGAGAUUCCCUGAGGAUUGCAUUCUUGAUAAGACAGUCUUAGCGAAGUAUAGUAGUUCACAUCUUUAGUCCCAGCACCCAAGCCGAGGCAAGAGGCUCGCCACAAGUUUGAGGCCAGCCUGGGUUACAUAGUGAGUUAAAGGUCAGCCUAGACUACAGAGUUGAGACUACCUGUCAUAAUCAAAAACAAUAAAAAAAAUCCAGUCCUUUAUAAGAUCUGUUAAAGUGGCAAAAAAAUCCCAUUGAUUCAAUUAUGUUGUAUGUAUGAUGAUAAACAACCACCCAAAUUUUCCUGCCCCUAAAGAGGAUUUUCCUGUGUAGACAAAGCUUAAGAAUGUUAAACAAUCUCUACCCCUGCUGAAUCUUAAAACUAGUAGAGAAUAAACAUCCAGACCUAAGUUCUUCAGGUAGAAAAAAUAAAAUCUGAGUAACUAACAAACUUGACUAGUACGCUAGGAUUUCAGGCUUCAGGGCAGCAGAAAAGUUAGAAAGUAUCGUUGAACUUGUUACAAAAACUAGCAUUUGUAGUGACUCUGGAGAAAGUGGUCUUGUCACCUGGGAUGUUCAGCUCUGGGAUAUAGAUUGUACAAAGUCUUGGCUAGACGUGUUAAAAGGCCUUUUUGAUGCUGUGCAGUUUUUGUGAUAAAUAUAUGACAUAUGUAUUUCUUGGAAUGUUAUGCUUCUGUGAGUGUAAUGAAGAUACAAUUCUGCACGCCAUAUGAACAAGUUUUGGUAUGCUGGCAUGACGAAAGCCAGUUGAUUUAAAGGUAAUCGUAUUAUCUAAGAUAUUUAAAGAUUAUGAAUAUGUACAACAACUAUAGGAUUUGGGGGGUCUUUCUUUUUUUCUUUGUUUUGGUUUUUUGUUUGUUUUGUUUUUGAGACAGGGUGUCCCUGUAGCCCCAAGCUGACCUGGAACUCUGUAUGUAAACCAGGUCCUUGAUCUCACAGAGAUCCAACUGCCUCUGCUUCCCAAGUGUGGUGGGAUUAAAGGUGUGUGUCACCGUGCUUGGCAUACAGCCAGUUUUAACAUAAUGAUCUUCAGAGAAAAAAGUUUAAGAAUCUGCAUGGCUGUCCUCUGAAUUAGGAGCUAAUGGUUGCUGUUCUUAUUUUGCCUUUGAAUACAUUCAUGAACCAACUAGACUGGACUGAGCCUUACAUAGUGCAAAUGUAGGCUUCAAAUAUUUGCUGGUUUCAGUUCAGCAGAAGUGAUGAGAACUGCCUCAUGAGCAGUCUAAACCCAGAACUUUCUCAUUCCUUGCUACUUGUGGUGAAAAAAAUAAUAAACCAUAAAUGAAAUCACCAAAUACAUCAGUCCUGUCCACCUCUACUGAAUGAGGGUAUAUUAGACAUAUAUCUAACUGAAAGGGGGAGCCAGGAAAAUAUGAAUAUACCAAAGUUGCUUAGCCUCCAUCUUAAAAAUUAUAUUAGUCAACUGAUAAAUGUUCAUAUAAUAACUUUCCUUUGUUAGAUAUGAUGUCAACUAAAUUCAAGAAUUUAUUAUUUGAAGUGCUUGCACUGGUUUUAGAGAAUAGGGAAUUUUAAGAUUCUGUCAUGUUUACUAAAACAUUUCAAUAAAAAUAUGCUGACUA
This is a messenger RNA of Nannospalax galili (Upper Galilee mountains blind mole rat), 3889 nucleotides long. It is a transcript of the gene Prps2, whose product is annotated as phosphoribosyl pyrophosphate synthetase 2. NCBI's taxonomy places the organism in Eukaryota, Metazoa, Chordata, Mammalia, Rodentia, Spalacidae. The transcript has 7 exons. The record is from RefSeq and is a predicted model, not a curated record. Gene Ontology annotation, cellular component: ribose phosphate diphosphokinase complex; cytoplasm. Gene Ontology annotation, molecular function: ribose phosphate diphosphokinase activity; magnesium ion binding. The coding region runs from base 115 to 1080 and encodes 321 amino acids. Gene Ontology annotation, biological process: purine nucleotide biosynthetic process; 5-phosphoribose 1-diphosphate biosynthetic process; ribonucleoside monophosphate biosynthetic process.